Molecule: messenger RNA, 1296 nt
Organism: Solea senegalensis (Senegalese sole)
Lineage: Eukaryota; Metazoa; Chordata; Actinopteri; Pleuronectiformes; Soleidae
Product: Fc receptor-like protein 5
Exons: 6
Coding region: 1-1191 (396 amino acids)
Biological process (GO): cell surface receptor signaling pathway
Molecular function (GO): transmembrane signaling receptor activity
Source: RefSeq, a predicted model, not a curated record
AUGAAGUCUCCUUGUUCUGCAGAAUCUCUGGAGGCCGGUGUGUCUGUGAGGCCUCCGGGGCCUAACAUCUACCUCAGCGAGUGUGUGCUGCUACAGUGCACAGUGGAGUCACACUGUACUUCUGUGAAGAGCUACCGGUGGUACAGGGCCAAACCACUCGCCAUUCCAAACCGCAGGCACCUGGUCUCUGGUGACAGCUACUACAUCAGCGCUGUAACGAGGGAGGAUGCUGACAGUUACUGGUGCCAAGCUAAGUGUCAGGAGAAUAAGACUGUGUUAUUUGUGGACGCCCGGCCGGUCACACUCAGUGUGUCAGAGCGUCCCCCCUCCUCACUGUCUCUUACUCCCAACACCAGGCAGAUGCUCAGCGGGGAACAGUUCACCAUACGAUGUCCCGCCUCUGAGACUUACUCCUCGAUCUGGAAGCUGCUGCAUUUCUCUCCAGACCGCUUGGCGGGGACCACAGUCGUUGUUGUCCAACAUUCACUACCAGGAGGUGGUGUUCCUGCAGACAAAUCGGUGUUUGUGUUCAUUGCUGCCACUUGGAACAGUGGACUGUACUGGUGUGAGGGGCCUGAGGGUCGCAGCAAUGCAGUCAACAUCACAGUAAGCUAUGGCAACAUCACCUUGAAGACUCCUGCCUCUCCUGUGGCUGUGGGCGAUGACGUAGUCUUGUAUUGUCAGUACCAGGCAGGCAACAGCACUAAGACGCGCUUCUUUAAAAACGGAGCAGAAAUCCACACUCACAGCUCUGCCAGUUCAGACAGAGUCGUCGCGAUGGCGAUUCAGAACGUGACACAGGACGAUGAGGGCUUUUACAAAUGUGCGUCACGUGACAGAAAGAUGCAGAGUCCAGAGAGCUGGUUAUCAGUGAGACCUGACAGAGGUCAGGCAUUUGAAGGCAAUUUGACUUCAUCCGAAGAGACACCAGCCUCCACUAGUGACACCUGGAAAUGGAUCACACUCUCAUUUGGGAUUCUAUUUCUGUUCCUCGUUCCUCUAACAGUUUGGCUCGUUUAUCACUACAGGUACCAGAUGUUUUGCACUCGUAUCUGCUGGCCGCUUUACAAACAGGAGGUGCGAGCAGAGAAGCUUCCUGCGACCAAACAGGAUGCAACAGAAGUGCAGUGGGACCUGUCCUGGAUGGAGAUGACCAAUCUACUGGAUAAGGAUGUAUAUCGUGGCACUUAAACUUAUAUACAGGAUAUUAUACUAAAUGAGAUUGUUCAGUCAGUCGGUGUCUUUUCUUGCAUGAUGUAAGACAUUUUUUUUACAUUACAUUACAUUACAUGUCAU